AUGGACGUCGAGGCGAAAUGCAACAUGAGUUUGAGGGAAAUAUUGGCCAACUUGAUAUUUAUCGCUUGCAUCGACUGCCACCAAUCACUGAUACAGCAUUCCACUAAACUGUACUUGUGUAAUACAACGAAAUUGACAGAGGAGCUUUUCUACGAGACCAUGCUGUACGAUUUCCAAAACUUUGGCCUAAUUAAGCUUUCCAACUCGCUGCCUCUGGAAGAACUGUUUAUGCUUGGACUGCGGACACAAGAAGCCGAAUGGAAUCCAGAAUUAGGUGACAUGAGAGAAAUGGCCCAACAGAUGACCAAAUUGUUGGUUAGCAAAAAGGAGAUGCUAUUUGAGUAUUUCUCAUUCGAAAUUAGCAACGACGGUGAUUUAUUAGCACUGCCCCUGUUACUAGAUGGCCACACUCCCUUUAUGGGUGCGUUACCUACUUAUCUUGUGCGCUUAGUAACAGAAGUGAACUGGGAAGCUGAAAAGGACUGCUUUGAGACAUUCAGUCGUCAGACCGCAAUAUUUUACUCACAACCAAAUCCAGAUAGCACUGUUGAAGCUCAAAAGGCUGAAGAGUGGAAACAAGAGCAUGUCAUAUUUCCGGCAAUAAGAAGAAACUUCUUGCCACCUACUAGUUUUUUAAGCAAUGGUGUCAUUUUACAAAUUGCUAAUUUAAGUGAUCUCUACAAAGUAUUUGAAAGAUGU
This is a messenger RNA of Iphiclides podalirius (scarce swallowtail), 699 nucleotides long. The record is from the annotation of a GenBank genome assembly. NCBI's taxonomy places the organism in Eukaryota, Metazoa, Arthropoda, Insecta, Lepidoptera, Papilionidae.